CGCUUGUGCAGUCUUGUGAAAUACUUUUUGUUGUGCGUAAAAAAGUUCUGAUUGAUUAGCCGUGUUUCUAGUAAAACUAAAAAUAACAUUCUUAAUUUGUUGUUUGCGGCAUAGAACGGCAUCAAGCCGGUCUGUAACCAAAAACACAUUCGGACGGAAAAUCAAAAACGAAAAUCAGCAUCGCAAGAGUCCAAAACAGUGGCUACUAGAAGAUACUGUGUGAAAAUAGUAAUACUGCCAAAAAUGGUCGACUCUCAGGAAUUGAAAGGCGAGUUUAACGGAGAAAUUGAUGUUCAUAGCGACGAGGAAAUGUUCCCUUUAACUGGAAACUCGCAAUAUGAGUUGAAGGAUUUAGAUAGUCAAACAAUGCAGUUAUUCAACAGUCAAACAUACGCAGAUGAUGCGAACCGGGUUCUAAAUAACAACGACUUUGCCACACACUCCGAGGGCUUUGAGAUUCCGGUGACAUCAAAAAGCAUUGACAACCUAGUUCCAGGCGAAACGAUCGAGUUAGAAGUAUACACAGCUCGUGUAAACAAUAAACCAACAUCGACAACGCUCGAGCAUUUAAAGCUUUUUCCAUCACUGGACGCAAUGCUCUUGCCGUGGAUCAACUUCCAGGUAAGCCUUCCAAGCGAAUCCAGUGACAAAACCAGUUGGAUGUUCUCGGGAAAAUUGCGCAAACUUUUCGUCAAAAUGGGAAACACAUGCACAUUUAACGUUUCCUUAGCAGCAGCCCCAGAUACGGCCACAUUCGUUCGAGCCAUGGUUGUAUGCUCAGCACCAGAGGAUCUGCACCAUCCGGUUAGCCGUUGUGAUAAUCACCGUUGUAGUGACAAUCUAGACAUAGGAGAUGAUAUUAAAAUGCAUGUAGCACGAUGCAAAAAUGAGCAGGUUACCUAUGUAGGUAUCAAAGAUGGGAAAGUUUUCGAAGAACGUUUGGCGGUUUUAGUUCCGAUGGGACAUUCUAACAAGGCAGGAAUCACACUAGAAUUCGUAUGUCAGAAUUCCUGUCGCACCAUAAACCGUCGCGCUACCGCCUUGGUUUUUACACUAGAAAACGAGGCUGGUCAAAUUCUAGGCCGGCAGACGUUUCAAAUUAAGAUCUGUACCAACAUUAAGCGAGACAAGCUAAACGAAGAGAAUGCGGCAAUGGAAGAAAGCAUACGAAAGCGCAAAGCGGCGCAACCUUUAAAUAUGAAGCGUGGCAAGAAACGGGUUCGCUACGGUUACAGUCAGCAGAACGGUGCAAAUGUUCACAUUAAAGAAGAACCGGGUACAAGAGGAUACGAUAUCGAUCCAGUAACGGUGCAAAUCACACUGCCAAGUCGUCGGAUGGCCAAACGCUUGGUCGAAAACGCGGUUGGUCUUGUCUCUGCGGCUAUCGUUCGUUCCUCCAGCGAAACCGUUCGCAGUCAGCUGAUGCAGUAUGUGCAUGACAUUCGACGAAGCAAAUCUAACUUCGGAAUGGCCAACAGUCAGACUAGUGUGGAUAGCGAUUGACAUGGGAGCCCCUCCGGUGCAAAAUGUAUGCAUGUUGUUUUUUAAAAGUUUAUUUAUUAAGUUUAGCGUUUAACGUUUUACAAAUUUACCUGAUAACUACUUAAUAGAGAACA
Molecule: messenger RNA, 1616 nt
Organism: Sabethes cyaneus
Lineage: Eukaryota; Metazoa; Arthropoda; Insecta; Diptera; Culicidae
Product: cellular tumor antigen p53-like
Exons: 5
Coding region: 244-1503 (419 amino acids)
Biological process (GO): apoptotic process; regulation of transcription by RNA polymerase II
Cellular component (GO): nucleus
Molecular function (GO): RNA polymerase II cis-regulatory region sequence-specific DNA binding; DNA-binding transcription factor activity, RNA polymerase II-specific
Source: RefSeq, a predicted model, not a curated record